AGAGGGUAGUCAAGGGCUUUAGGCCGACUCGAGCAGAGAUCUCGCGAGACUGUCAGAAGUGUGGCGAGAGGCGUGGGAGGAAGGCUGUGUUCUCGCGAGAACUCUGCUUGCGUCCUGGGCUUGUGUCGGGCCGCGUUUCUGUCCACCCGAGGGCUCCUCGGAUCGCCUGGAGACGCUCUCGGAGCUGGUAUAUCUAAAUGCAUUGCUUCAACAUAGAAUGUACAUGAACAGUGAGUGCGGAGGCCCAGGCUGGCACGGGGCCAGAGUUGCCCACUUUUGCUCUGGCUAGAGAAGUGAGCAGAAUGAAUACAUCACAGGACCAGAAUGGCUUCUCCAGUAACAGAGAACCCCUUUUGAGGUGUAGUGAUGCACGGAGGGACUUGGAGCUUGCUAUUGGUGGAGUUCUCCGGGCUGAACAGCAAAUUAAAGAUAACUUGCGAGAGGUCAAAGCUCAGAUUCACAGUUGCAUAAGUCGUCACCUGGAAUGCCUUCGAAGCCGUGAGGUGUGGCUAUAUGAACAGGUAGACCUUAUCUAUCAGCUUAAAGAGGAGACACUUCAGCAGCAGGCCCAGCAGCUCUACUGGUUAUUGGGCCAGUUCAAUUGUCUUAUUCAUCAACUGGAGUGUACCCAAAACAAAGAUCUAGCCAAUCAAGUCUCUGUGUGCCUGGAGAGACUGGGCAGUUUGACCCUUAAGCCUGAAGAUUCAACUGUCCUGCUCUUUGAAGCAGACACAACUGCACUGCGCCAGACCAUCACUACAUUUGGGUCCCUCAAGACCAUUCAAAUUCCUGAGCACUUGAUGGUUCAUGCUACUUCACCAAAUAUUGGGCCCUUCCUGGAGAAAAGAGGUUAUAUCCCAGUACCAGAGCAGAAGUCAGCAUCUGGCAUCACAGCUCUUCCUCUCAGUGAAUGGCUCCUUGGAAGCAAACCUGCGGUUGGUCGUCAGGCUCCUUACAUACCCAGUACCAAUCCCCAGGACUGGCUUACCCAACAUCACACCUUGGAGAAUAAUCAGAUGUCUGCCAGAACCUGCAGUUUCUUCAGUAAUGUCUUGGGCAACAUAAAGGGCUUAGAAAACUGGCUUCUCAAAAGUCAGCAACAAGUUCCUGAAAAACCAAGUUAUCAAAAGUGUAACAGCCAGUCUAUUACCAAUUCUAACUCCAUUGAAAUGGAAAAGGUUGAAGAUAUAGAGCUUCCUGAUCAAGAUGAGAUGGACCUAUCUGAUUGGCUGGUGACUCCCCAGGAAUCUCAUAAGCUAGAGAAGCCUGAGAAUGGCAGCCGUGAAACCCGUGAGAAGUUUAAGCUCUUCUUCCAGUCCUACAGUGUGAAUGAUUGGCUUGUCAAGACCGACUCCUGUACCAACUGUCAGGGCAACCAGCCCAAAGGUGUGGAGAUUGAAAAUCUGGGCAAUCUGAAGUGCCUGAAUGACCACUUGGAGGCCAAGAAACCAUUGUCCACACCCAACAUGGUUACUGAAGAUUGGCUUGUCCAGAACUAUCAAGAUCCAUGUAAAGUAGAGGAGGUGUGCAAAGCCAACGAGCCCUGCACAAGCUUUGCAGAGUGUGUGUGUGAUGAGAAUUGUGAGAAGGAAGCUCUGUACAAAUGGCUUCUGAAGAAAGAAGGAAAGGAUAAAAAUGGGAUGCCUGUGGAACCCAAACCUGAGCCCGAGAAACAUAAAGAAUCCCUGGAUAUGUGGCUCUGUCCUUCCAGAAAAGAAGUAACAGAACAAGCUAAGGCACAAAAGGCAAUGGCUCCUUCUAGAAUUGCUGAUUCCUUCCAGGUCAUAAAGAAUAGUCCCUUGUCAGAGUGGCUCAUCAGGACCCCAUGCAGAGAAGGAAGUUCCAAGGAAGUGCCUAGUACUGAGGACAGAACUGGCAAACAAAAGCUUAAAAGCCCCAUCACCACUUCCUGGUGUCCCUUUAACACUGCUGACUGGGUCUUGCCAGGAAAGAAGACGGGAAACCUCGGCCAGUUAUCCUCUGGAGAAGACAAAUGGCUCCUUCGAAAGAAGGCCCAGGAAGUAUUACUUAAUUCACCCUUACAGGAGGAACAUAACUAUCCCCCAGACCGUUAUGGCCUUCCUGCAGUUUGCGAUCUCUUUGCCUGUAUGCAGCUUAAAGUUGAUAAAGAGAAGUGGUUAUAUCGAACUCCUCUACAGAUGUGAAGGAAUGGACAAGAGUUGAACAGAUUUUCUGAGGAUUAUCACACAUCCACGAGCUGAGUGACUGCGGCUUGCCAAAUCAUUGUGUUUCUGGGUCUGACCAGUCAGUUUAGUUCCUUUCCUACCUACUUUUGAACUAGUGAAGUGAAAUAAAUCAUCAGUUUAUGAGUUAUCAUUUAAAAGAAAAAGGCUAUUUUUGAUGCUGAGGUGAUUCAGUUCCUUCUUAAAGAAGUAUUAAUUCACCCCCACACUAGGAAUGCAGCAUCUUGGUGGAUAGGUCUUUUUCACAAGCAUCCAAGGCUCUUUAGAUUGGGUUGUUACUAGAAGUACAUUAAAACACUAGUUUUAAAAAUGAAAUUUCUAUAAUCAAAGUGUAUUGAUGUGUUCUAAAGCUAGUAAACUUCCCUAACUUUUAAUCACCCUUUAGAUGCUUCUCUUGCUGUGGGUUUUCUUCAACUGGUGGUCUGAAUAAGUUUCCUGUUCCAUUACUAUAUGUUUUGCACAAAUAACUAACUUUGCCUAUAUAGUUACUAUCAAAAUGUGUAUUAAUAACCUUGGCAAUUUCUGACAUUACCAAACAUUUUAGCCUACAUGUCAGUUCUACAUUUUUCAUUUGAAAGAAAUUCACUUAUUGCAAAUUUUAUCUUUCUCCAAAUGUUACUAAAGUAUCCAGUGAGUUCUUUUAGAAGGACUCUCUAUUGUUUCAAGACCACUUUCAGGGUACUUCUAGCUUCUUUCCAAAUAUUCUACAUACCCAUAGGGUUUAAAAGAGCCCCAGUGCCAACUAAGUGCAAAUAGGGAAGAUAUGGUAAAAAUGUAGUAUAGUACUUGAACCAUUCACUAUUCUAGGGAUUAUUGGUGCAUCCUGUGUAAUGAAAGCUGAGCUUGACACCUGGUGCUUUUAACUAGGAAUAAAGUUGUCCUCUUACUGCAAGCACAGCAUACCUGUACCUCCAAAAGUACGAUGCAGUGACAUUUUAGUGAACAGGCCGUUUUCAACACUUGUGCCUUGAGGUGUUCAUUGAAGCUUUAUGAAAACUAUUGGUUUUCUCAAUAUCCUUAAAGUUCAUUUCCAUGCUUUAAAAAGUCUCUGUAGGAGAAGUGGGAUUCAUGUUUUAAAAUUCUCUAAUGUUUUAAAAUUCUUUUUGCUGUUUUCCAGGCUUUGAAACUAUUAAACCUCUUAACUGCCUGUUUGUUGGAAAUACUUUUGGGGACAUUUCAUGGGCCUACAAUGCCAUUGCCAUACAGCUUCACUGGAGUUCUCUGAACCACAGCUGAAAGAGCCUCGUAUUAUUUUUUAAUACUCCCCAGAUACCAUUUAGAACUCUUAUAAUAAAGGUGGUGGGUAUACACUACUUAAGGAGCCUUUCCAGAAUCUUAGGUUGCAGCAAACUUUGUAGUUUCUUGAGGCCUGACACACUGUAUUUUACAUUCUCAAAAUGUAAUUUACAUUAAUCACUAUGUUAAUGAGUAUGUAAAACAUUCUUUUGCAUUGAUGCAUUUUGUACCAGCUUCCAUUAAAAGCAUAAUAGCCA
Molecule: messenger RNA, 3697 nt
Organism: Carlito syrichta (Philippine tarsier)
Lineage: Eukaryota; Metazoa; Chordata; Mammalia; Primates; Tarsiidae
Gene: NCOA4
Product: nuclear receptor coactivator 4
Exons: 11
Coding region: 303-2165 (620 amino acids)
Biological process (GO): response to hormone; intracellular iron ion homeostasis
Molecular function (GO): transcription coactivator activity
Source: RefSeq, a predicted model, not a curated record